AUGAGCAAAGACAUGGAGACGUUUGCCGCCCGUUUGGCGAGCUUCGAUAGGGUAUUGCAACCCGAGAAACGAAGGUCGUCGACUGCAAAGUCUGCAAAGGCCAUUGCCUGGCCGCAUAGAAAACCGUCGCCUGCUGAGCUGGCGCAUGCAGGUUUCUUUUAUAACCCUUACGAGACAAACCCCGAUAAUACAACAUGUUUCCAGUGCAACCGAGCGCUUGAUGGCUGGGAAGAUGAGGAUAACCCGAUUACGGAGCACCUUAAGCAUUCAAAUGACUGCGGAUGGGCUAUUAUGAUGGACAUUCAGCAGCACAGCUCAAACCCCGCCGAGAUUGAAGAUCCUACAGGCGACAGAAUAACCCAAGCAAGACAAGCAACAUUCGGUGAACAAUGGCCACAUGAUGGAAAGAGAGGCUGGGUGUGCCAAUCAGAAAAGAUGGUCGAGGGCGGCUGGUAUUUCUGCCCCAAUGAGGAAAGUGAUGACUUGGCCAGCUGUGCCUACUGUAAGCUGUCUCUUGAUGGCUGGGAACCCAAGGAUGAUCCUUUUGACGAGCACUACCGACGUUCAUCCGAUUGUUCGUUUUUCGUGUUCGCCCAGCCUGCUGGCAAAAAGACAAAGUCUUCCAAAUCCAAGAAGGGGCGAGUCUCGAAGGCCUCUCGCCUCUCCAACCAGUCUGUCACCACUACUAUUUCAGAAGCGCCUGCGCCUUCUAUGGACCUCGAGGACCCAAUGGACGAAAGCAUCAUGUCGCAGUCAACAACUAAAACCAAGGCUACCAAGAAAUCGUCCAAGUCUAAAACAAAGGGUACAAAGUCCAAGAAGAAUGAAGACGUGGAGACCGGCAGCCAGGUCGAUGCCGAAAACAUGGAUUAUGCGCAGCCUGAGCCUCCGAAGGCAAAGCGAACUAACAGGGGAAAGAAGAGAUCGACUGAUGAAAUGGAGAUGAGAGAACCGGAUAUAGUUGAUUCGGAAAGCAUCAAUCAGCCUGAACCGCCUGCUAAAAAGAGAGCUACCAAAUCCCGCAGCAGUGUUGCUCAGCAAGAACCAGAUCAGCUGAACGAUGAGCCCAUGCCAGAUGUCCAAGAGCAGGAUGAUACCACGCCUAAGGAGGAAGAGCCUAAAAAGAAAGGACGAACCAUAAAGAAGACUUCUAAAGGUCGGAAAGUAUCGGAGACCGUGCCCACAUCAAAAUCCACAUCGAAGUCUCAGGCACCUCGUGACUCCGAAUUGGAUGCAACAAUCGAGGCUGGCCUCGAAGAGCCUCAAGCUGAAGAACAACAGGAGGAACCUACUCGCAAACCCUCGAAGAAAUCCAAGUCUACCAAGAAGGCUAAGGCAGCACCAGAAGAACCCGUUCAAGAACCGGAAAAUGUAACCGAAGAUGCUGAGUACGAAGGACAGUCAAGUCAGAACCUUGAGCCGAAACAAAUAAAGCCCACCCAUACUGAGUUGCCAACUCAGAAGUUCGAAUCAGGCAAGGGCACGGAGAAGCGGAGAAGCAAAAAGAAAUCAAGGGAGCAGGAAGAGGUUGCUCAACAAUCUUCAGAAGUUCAGGCACCACAGGAAGUCAAUGCAACCCACGGGGACAGAGCCAGUUCAGCUGGGCACCAUGAAUCUUUUGUCUCCGUGGAAAUCAAAACAAGAGAUCCGAAUGAAGAGCCUGACUCCGAGGCUGCUGGUCAAGAAGCGAAGAAAAAGGUGCUUAAAAAGAAAGCCCCCCACACAGAGAAGGCCAAGAAGUCAAAGAAAUCAGAUAAGGGUUCUGCAGAGCGUUCCGAGUCAAGUGGAGGUUUCGCCGAAAAGGUUGACGCAGGACGCAGCUCCCAGGGACAAAAGCCUGUUGAGGUUGAAACCGAUUUGCCCGAGUCCCAAGCGCAAGAGACCGUGGAGAAAGAUGUUGAGCAAAAGCCUGCCCGUCGCAGGUCAUCGGGAGUUCCUCCAAAGACAACCGAACGGUACAGCGACAUCUCUCAAGAUAAGCAAUUUGCACAAUCGUUUACGGGGUCGCGGAGCUCCAAUGUCAAUGCCACACCCAAUGAUAGCAACAAAACGGAUAGACAAACGAGCGACGCCGUGUCGCCUCUUCCUUCGCCUUCGAAGAGCACACCAUCUCUGUCGCCUCAGUCGUCAGAUGCUGAGAAUCAACCUCCUUCCACAAAGCAUUUUGUGUCAAGGACUCCUGUGCUAUCUCCGUCCAAGCAACAGACAGGUCGAGUUCCUCUAGCACCCAGCACACCCUCGCCUUCAAAGCGCAAUGCGAACGCCGGGGGCCUAAAAACAUCUCACCCAUGGAUUCCCACCGAUAUUGAAGAGGUUCUCUUCGCCGGGGCCAGCGACAAGGAAAAUGUUGAUCUCGGUAUAACUCAAAAUACAAAGGGGGCUUUGAGUAGCCCAGAGAAGAAGAUGACCGUUGAAGAAUGGAUUUUAUGGAAUGCAAAGAAUGGAGAAGAAAGACUGAAGCGAGAAUGCGAGCGCUUGGUCGGUCAAUUUGAGAAAGAAGGUGGAAGGGCCAUGCGCGUAUUGGAAGGAAUUGAAUGCAUUGAUUGA
Molecule: messenger RNA, 2547 nt
Organism: Aspergillus wentii DTO 134E9
Lineage: Eukaryota; Fungi; Ascomycota; Eurotiomycetes; Eurotiales; Aspergillaceae
Product: baculoviral IAP repeat-containing protein
Exons: 4
Coding region: 1-2547 (848 amino acids)
Source: RefSeq, a predicted model, not a curated record